Messenger RNA from Bactrocera dorsalis (oriental fruit fly), 1461 nucleotides. RefSeq names its product calreticulin. Gene Ontology annotation, molecular function: calcium ion binding. The transcript has 4 exons. Gene Ontology annotation, biological process: protein folding. The record is from RefSeq and is a predicted model, not a curated record. The coding region runs from base 70 to 1278 and encodes 402 amino acids. Lineage: Eukaryota; Metazoa; Arthropoda; Insecta; Diptera; Tephritidae. Gene Ontology annotation, cellular component: endoplasmic reticulum; endoplasmic reticulum membrane.
AUUUGUUUCAGUUCUUACUCUAAUUUAAACGAAGUGGGUUUAGAUAGUGGUCGAUAUAUAUCGCAAAAAAUGGAUUCGUGGAUAAUCAAAAUAUUACCCAUAUUAUUAUUUACAUUUGAGAUUGUUAAGUCUGAAAUUUAUUUAGAAGAUAAUUUUAAAGAUGAUACUUGGGAGAAUUUAUGGAUAUAUAGUAAACAUCCUGGCAAGGAGUUUGGUAAAUUUGUAAGGAGUUCUGGCAGAUUUUAUAGUGAUGAAAAUGUUGAUAAGGGUUUGCAAACAUCUCAGGAUGCUCGGUUCUAUGCAGUAUCGAGAAAAUUUGAACCAUUCAGUAACGAAAAUAAAAAUUUAGUUAUUCAAUUUUCUGUGAAGCAUGAGCAAAAUAUUGACUGCGGGGGUGGUUAUGUAAAAAUUUUCGACUGUUCUUUGGAUCAAACUGAUAUGCAUGGAGAAUCCCCAUAUGAAAUAAUGUUUGGACCAGAUAUUUGCGGUCCAGGAACGAAAAAAGUUCACGUUAUCUUUAGCUACAAAGGCAAAAAUCACCUAAUUAAUAAAGACAUACGAUGCAAAGAUGAUGUUUAUACUCAUUUCUACACACUCAUUGUAAAACCAGACAACACAUAUGAAGUGUUGAUUGAUAACGAAAAAAUUGAGUCCGGGAACCUUGAAAAUGACUGGGAAUUUCUUCCUCCAAAAAAGAUUAAGGAUCCGAAUGCGAAAAAACCAGAAGAUUGGGAUGACAGGCCAACAAUUCCGGAUCCAGAUGAUACCAAACCUUCAGAUUGGGACAAACCAGAAUAUAUCCCUGACCCAGAUGCUUCUAAGCCUGAGGAUUGGGAUGACGAAAUGGAUGGCGAAUGGGAACCUCCUAUGGUAGAUAAUCCGGAUUACAAAGGCGAAUGGCAGCCUAGGCAGUUGGACAAUCCAGAUUAUAAAGGCGCGUGGGAGCAUCCAGAAAUUGAGAAUCCAGAAUAUGUACCAGAUGGCAAUCUGUAUUUACGGAAAGAACUCUGUAUAAUUGGAUUUGACUUAUGGCAAGUGAAGUCGGGAACGGUUUUUGAUAACGUACUUAUAACUGAUGACAUCGAAGAAGCUUUUAAGAAGGCAUCUGCAAUUAAAGAUAUACAGUCUGGGGAAAAAAAAAUGAAAGAAGCCUUAGAUGAAGAGCAACGAAAAAAAGAUGAAGAAGAAGCUAAGAAGAAUGCGGACAAAGACGAAGAUGAUGAAAAAGAUGAAGAUGAAGCAGACGAGGCGCAGUCAAAUGAUCAUGAUGAACUCUAAAUAAUAAAAUGAUUAUUUGCGAUUUUUACAAAUAUAUAAAAAGACUUGAUAAUUAUUAUUUUGUUAUAAUUAUUAUUUUGUGGAUAAAAGUCACUGCUUCUUAAGAGUAUGAACUCUCGUUAUUUAUCCUCAAACAUUAGAAAAAUCAAAUAAAUAUCAAAAAACUUGAAGUAGUAAUACUUA